UCCGGCUCCGGGCCCGGGCGGCGGGGCUCUGGUCGCGCUCUGGUGUCGGGCCCCGGGGACCCCGAACGGCGGCGGCGGGAUGGCCAAGGCGCUGACCCCCAGGCGCGCCCCGGGAGACCCCCUGGCUGAGCCGGGGCUUGGCAAGAAGCCUCCUCGGAAGAAAAGCAGGAAGAAGAGAGUCUGGAAAAGCAAAGGGCGAGAAGCAAGCGGGACACCGGGAGGCGGCGCCAGGGUCGUCGUCGUGCGGCCUCCAAAGGCGCCAGAGGACUUUUCCCAAAACUGGAGGGCGCUGCAGGCGCUCCUGAAACGAAAAACACAGGCCCUGGAAAAGCCUCUUGUCUCUCAGAUGGAUUCCAAAAUGCAGCCCAAGAUUAUCCAACAAAAAAAAGUGAUCCCAGAUACAGCACAGAGAAGUGAGAUGGGAUCGGAGACCACAGACCCCGAGGUCUCCGGUGCCUCCGUUCCCUCAAUAUCUCCAAGGAACAGGAAGGUGCCAGCACCCCCCGCAAAGGCCAAAGGAGCAGAGCACAAUGAGAAAGGAGCCAAGAAAAGGACAAACGGUGACAUUUCUCCAAAAGGAGGAGACAUCAAGCAUAAGAAGCGGAAAGCUAAGGAGGUGACUGUGGCCUUGACUCCGGCCCUGCCCACUGAAGACGACAUCUGGUUUGAUGACGUGGACCCGGCGGAUAUUGAAGCAGCCGUGGGCCCCGAGGCGGCCAGGAUAGCAAGAAAGCAGCUGGGGCAGAGCGAAAGCAGCAUCACGCUGGUGAAGGAGCAGGCCUUCGGCGGCCUGACUAGAGCCUUAGCCAUGGAUUGUGAGAUGGUGGGCGUGGGCCCCAAGGGGGAAGAGAGCAUCGCUGCCCGAGUGUCCAUUGUGAACCAGUAUGGGAAGUGUGUUUAUGACAAGUACGUCAAGCCCACGCAGCCGGUGACGGACUACAGGACGGCGGUCAGCGGGAUACGGCCAGAGAACCUCAAGCAGGGAGAAAAAAUUGAAGUUGUCCAGAAGGAAGUGGCAGACAUGCUGAAGGGCCGGAUUCUGGUGGGACACGCGCUGCGUAACGACUUGAAGGUGCUGUUUCUCGAUCACCCAAAAAAGAAGAUUCGGGACACACAGAAAUACAAACCUUUCAAGAGUCAGGUGAAGUCCGAUCUCUGUGACGAGACCCCCAGCUCUGGGGAAGAAGCUGCCCUCGGACCUGCUGCAGACAGAGGCCUGAGGCUGGAAGGCGGAGAGUGGAAGGCCAUCUCUGAGGCUGCUUGCAGAGAGGAUCCUGGGGAUCAGGGUGCAGCAGGCAGAGCACUGUUCGAUUCAGGAUGCCCAGGCAGCAAUGAGACUCUACGUCCUGGUGAAGAAGGAGUGGGAGAGUAUGGCCCGGGACAGGCGCCCCACAGCCCCUGCUCCAGACCGCAGCAGCAUCUCCGUCCCUGGGCGGUCGUGACCAAGCACGGGACAGCUCGGGUCUCCCCAGAGCGGCAGCUCUGGCAAAACACGUUCACCGUCCCGGCAGCAGGGCGUGGGGGCGCGCUGCUGAGAACCGCUUCUUCCCUCUGAGUUUGCCAUCUGAGACCUGGUCCACCGCUGGAGGUGGCUGGCGGGGAUAGGCGCAGAGGGGCACCUGGACCUCUGCCAGGACGGGGAGUCGGGGCCGUCUGCGCCCUGCUGUCACCGGCGGAAGCUUUGCCGGGGAUUUGCCCCAUCCCAGGGGUGGGAAGUACCCAGUCCACUGGGUUUUCCGCGCCUUCCUUGGAGGAGGCCCCUCUCCUUCCUCUGCCUCGAGUCACGUAAAAAUUCCACUGGACUCAACGGGCCCGGGCCCGUCUUGGAGUUAGCUGUGGCUGCCUUUGGACUCUGAUUUUCCGAGGGCGCCAUUCCUUUCUCAGCCCCCACCCCCAGCCCAUGUAUACACCUGCCACGUUUAAGGGCAGGGCCCACGGGGUGGCGCUGGAGCUCCAGUUGUCCAAGCUCGGUGACACCCGUCGCCCCCUGUCUAGGACGGACGUGCUGACCCCCGGCUGUUGAGCUGGAGCACAGGUGUGAGGGUCUUCUGAGAAUAGUCAGGAGCAGCGGGUCGCACUCAGUGCAUAAAGCCCCAGGCUUCACCGAGCCACCUGGCCGCUGCACAAGGAAGGCCCAAACCCACUGACGAUAUUCAACAUAAAUGCAGGUUUUUACUGGA
This is a messenger RNA of Leptonychotes weddellii (Weddell seal), 2180 nucleotides long. RefSeq names its product RNA exonuclease 4 (gene REXO4). Gene Ontology annotation, biological process: rRNA processing; DNA catabolic process. Lineage: Eukaryota; Metazoa; Chordata; Mammalia; Carnivora; Phocidae. Gene Ontology annotation, molecular function: nucleic acid binding; 3'-5' exonuclease activity. The record is from RefSeq and is a predicted model, not a curated record. Gene Ontology annotation, cellular component: nucleus.